Messenger RNA from Acanthisitta chloris (rifleman), 1554 nucleotides. RefSeq names its product polyhomeotic homolog 3 (Drosophila) (gene PHC3). NCBI's taxonomy places the organism in Eukaryota, Metazoa, Chordata, Aves, Passeriformes, Acanthisittidae. The annotation marks the transcript as partial. Gene Ontology annotation, molecular function: protein binding; zinc ion binding. Gene Ontology annotation, cellular component: PRC1 complex; nucleus. The transcript is spliced from 8 exons. The record is from RefSeq and is a predicted model, not a curated record.
CCCGGCCUGGUGUCCCCAGCGCAGCAGCUCGUGUCCCCCGCGGCACACCCGCAGUACCCAGCCCUGCAGUCUGCUCCCAUCCCGCUGGCAGCGCCUCCGCAGCUCUCGGCAUCUUCCACCCAGAUUCAACAGCUGCCCUUGCAGUCGGUGCAGUCGUUACAAGUGCAGCCUGAAAUUCUGUCCCAGGGGCAGGUCUUGGUUCAGAACACUUUGGUUUCCGAGGAGGAACUGCCUGCUGCAGAAGCUUUGGUCCAGCUGCCGUUUCAGACUCUCCCACCGCCGCAGACGGUCGCAGUAAACCUUCAGGUGCAGCCGUCGGUUCCCAUUGAAACUCCAGUGAUUUACCAAGUGGAAAAUGUGUGUGAAGAAGAGAUGCCCGAGGACUCAGAUUGUGUCCACAUGGCUAGAACACCUACACCACCCACCUUGUCUCCACCAGCCAUAACCUUGGGGAAUGGAGAGGCUCUUCAUUCAGAGGAUCCCUUGUCAGAGCACGGGGGACUACCUUCAGUGACAUCAUCAGUCAGUGCCUCAGUAAUUAAAUCUCCAUCUGAUCCCUCACAUGCCUCUAUUCCACCACCACCUCUUUUGCUCCCAGCAGCAACAACAAGGAGCAACAGCACAUCAAUACCUAAUAGCAUUCCUAGCCUAGAAAACAAACCUCCACAGGCUAUUGUUAAACCCCAGAUCCUCACCCAUGUCAUCGAAGGCUUUGUGAUCCAGGAGGGGUUGGAGCCAUUCCCUGUCAGUCGUUCAUCCUUGUUGGUGGAACAGCCUGCAGAGAAGAGUUUGCUAGUGGAGGGUCAGAUCAUGAGUGUUGUGUGUGUUGAGUCAGACUUGCAGAACACAAAACACGCCGACAAUUCAUCAGACACAGAGAUAGAGGAUAUGAUUGCAGAAGAGGGACUGGAUGAAAUGGAAAAUGAUCUUCUGAAGUGUGAAUUUUGUGGAAAAAUGGGAUAUCCCAAUAAGUUUCUGCGGUCGAAAAGAUUCUGCUCCACAUCCUGUGCCAAAAGGCACAGCCUUAGUUGCACUAAGAAAUUUGGGCUGUUUACAUCAGACAAGACCAGUCGUUGGAAUCGGAAGUCAGAUAGCCAAAGUCUUGGGCGACGCGGGCGUCGGCCGAGCGGCCCCGAGGGGGCGUCACGGGAGCAUUUUCUUAGACAGCUUCCAAUUACUUAUCCAUCUGCAGAAGAAGACUUGGCUUCUCACGAUGACGCAGUUCCGACGGCCAUGACCACCCGACUGCGGAGGCAGAGCGAGAGGGAGAGGGAACGGGAGCUUAGGGAGCUGAGGAUGAGGAAGAUGCCCGAGAGCAUCGACUUGCUGCCAGUGGUGCAGACUGACCCCUCAGUAUGGACCGUCGAUGAAGUUUGGGCCUUUAUCCAUUCCUUGCCUGGUUGUCAAGAUAUUGCAGACGAAUUCAGAGCACAAGAAAUUGAUGGACAAGCUCUCCUCCUGUUGAAGGAGGAUCACCUUAUGAGUGCAAUGAAUAUUAAGCUUGGACCUGCAUUGAAAAUCUGUGCACGUAUCAAUUCCUUGAAAGAGUCCUAG